AUGGCGAACCACAAUGGUAAAAAAAAUAGGGAAAUCAGAGUAAAGCAGACCUACUUCGAAACCUCAAAAUGUAAGGGAUCGUUCUCAUCGAUAACACAGAGGGCACGAUCGAACGAAGCCCCGCCUUCAUGCAUUGUCAGUGCUGAACAGUUUCUUGACUUGCACAAGUAGUUUCGUAUGUUGCUGAAGUAGACGAUAUCUCCAACUUUAAGCUUUGAAGCUUGAGCUGCCCAGUCCCCAUAACAGCACACAUCGAAAGUGUAAGCAUCCACAGCAGCAAGUACAGACAAUGAAGUCUCGCAAAAUGUCGUCUCUAUGCUCUCAGCGUCUGCUCGGAACAUAUUUAGGUCGUCAGAGAAACUCGCCAACGUUCCAUCCCAAGCUCUUACGAACACCGUGAGUGGCUCGCCCUUGCCCUCGUAUACAGCAAGUACCUCGCAGUACCAGUUAAAAAACUUAGUUCCAAGCGAUGGAAUCUCACUUGCACUUUCAACUGUGUUGCACUUCUUCCGUUUGGCAUUUUUCCGCUUAGUUGGCGAGUUGACGUCGGCUUCUCCAGUUGGUAACAUUUCGGCUUCAGCAUUGACACAGUCGCUUGUAGGUGAUGAGACCGGGGCUUCUGCUCGGGUUUCUCCAUUCCCAGACCAUUCACGCAAUUCAGAAAGCCUAGCGACAUCCUGUUCGUCGAACGUGUAUGUCUUAGAAGUCUUCAAUGUGGGCGUAUCUGACAUGCAGGACCAAGCCACAGCAUGGCAACCGUACGCACCGAUAUUCACUAUUAGAGCCUUUUCGUUGCGAUACGAGCCAACCUCUGCUCGAUGUAAUCGAAGUAUAUCAUUCGGUUGUAAGUCCUUGAAAUGACCUUCUGAUUCUUUACUGACUUUCAAGCAGACGGUGGCACGCUCAUCCCUUAUCUCGAUAAUAAGGCCACCGAAAAUCGGCGUAGUGAUUGAAAGAACCACACCGUACACGUUGACGCGACCAGAAUCAGGAAGGCUCUUCAGUGUUGUGUAUUCAUACAACGGAGCUUCUGCCAUAAUGCUGCAAUUUUGGGUUCUGGAAUGA
This is a messenger RNA of Haemonchus placei, 1065 nucleotides long. Lineage: Eukaryota; Metazoa; Nematoda; Chromadorea; Rhabditida; Trichostrongylidae. The record is from the annotation of a GenBank genome assembly.